This is a messenger RNA of Nicotiana tabacum (common tobacco), 582 nucleotides long. The record is from RefSeq and is a predicted model, not a curated record. Lineage: Eukaryota; Viridiplantae; Streptophyta; Magnoliopsida; Solanales; Solanaceae.
AUGAGGAGUGCUAGUAGAUCUGGUGAAGCUACAAUUAGCAAUUUGUCCUGUAAUGUUGUUGAUGGGAUUCUAGGCUGCUUGCCUUUGAAAGAUGCAGUGAAGACCAGUAUAUUGUCAAAGGACUGGAGAGGACCAAUACUGAAGUUUGAACUUGGAGGCGACUUGAAAAGUUGUCCGGAUAUUGAUCACUGGAUACUCUUCUUGUCAAAGAAAAAUGUCCAGGAAUUCACCCUUAACAUGUGGCCAGACAACAAAUACUAUUAUUUACCUUCUCACUUGUUUACGUUCCAGGAACUGAGGCAUCUGGAAGUUUCAGUGGGAAAUGUUGUGGAACCUGUUGUACAAUUCUUACGAGCCCAAUCAAUCUCGUCAUGUGGUGUUGCAAAGCUGCUUCAAAGAGUGGAAAUGAGUUGUUUUACUGGUGCUGAGGUGGAAAUGGAAUUUGUUAGAUUUAUAUUGGCAUCAGCACCUGUACUGGAGGAAAUCUUAAUUUGGAAUGUUGCGCAUCACUUUCUUCAGAGUACACAGAUGAUGGAUGAUGAGAUGAAACAGUUCCACCGACCAUCACCCAAUCUUAAUUGA